Messenger RNA from Hibiscus syriacus, 894 nucleotides. RefSeq lists its product as uncharacterized. The transcript is spliced from 7 exons. The record is from RefSeq and is a predicted model, not a curated record. NCBI's taxonomy places the organism in Eukaryota, Viridiplantae, Streptophyta, Magnoliopsida, Malvales, Malvaceae. The coding region runs from base 1 to 894 and encodes 297 amino acids.
AUGCAUGGAUCAGUUGGGUUAAGAUCCACCAAGGAGAUAUUUGUGAUUCGCUUAGGUGCUGGAUGGGAAUGCCCACACAUGGUGGGUAUAGCAAAAGAUAAGGUAGAGGUUAUGGCUUCUGUAGAUCGAGAGCAAUCUAGGAGGCUUGUAGCACCUUCAUCCUCAGCUGUUCAUCGAGGUGAUUCAUUAGGUUUCCCUCAGGAUGUAGAGUUUGAGAUUGAGACUUAUCUGGGUUCUGCCCCUAUUUUCAGGGCGUCAUACCGUAUGGAUCUGAAGGAUCUGGAGGAACUUAAGGAGUUGAAGGCAUUACGAGUUUAUGGUGAUGCCAUUUUGGUUGAUCAAUGUUCUAGCAACUUUCAUAGAUCUAAUAACUGUGUUUCAUCCAUAUUUAGACCGAGGCAGAACAAUGAUAAGCCCUUAAGGACAGUUCUCCACACUUUGAAAAAGCAUCGAUUGUAUGCGAAGUUGAGAAAAUGUGAAUAUUGGCUUUAUGAGGUGUCAUUUCUUGGGCAUGUUGUAUCUGCUAGCGUUAUUCAGGUGGAUCCGACUAAGAUUGAGGCCAUUAAGGGAAGGGUAGUCAUUUAUAUAUCCUGGCAGCUGAGGUUUCAUGGGUAUAAUUACUCGACCCAUGAUCUGGAGUUAGCAACUGUGGUCUUUUCCUUGAAGAUCUGGAGACACUAUCUCUAUGGAGAGAAGUAUUAUAUCUUUACUGAUCACAAGAGUUUAAAGUAUCUUUUUACCCAUAAUGAGCUUAAUCUAAGGCAGCGAUGUUGGCUCGAGUUUCUUAAAGAUUAUGACUGUGAGACCAAUUACCACCUGGGUAAAGCUAAUGUUUUCGCUGAUGCUUUGAGCUUAAGGCAAUAUCCAAUCCGAGGUCUAUAUUUUCCAGGAUAA